CAGGGUUCUCCCCAGCACACACUGGAACAGAGCAGGCUCCUCAGGCCUCCAGGAUGCUCAUCCUUGCCUCCCGGCCCCGCCCCCCUCCUCCUUGCCUGCUGCUGACUCUACUGCUGGGACUCACAGGAGCAACAGGUGAGGAGCUGCAGGUGAUUCAGCCUGAGAAGUCAGUGUCUGUCGCAGCUGGAGAGAAGGCCACUCUGCGCUGCACCCUGACCUCCCUGUUCCCUGUGGGGCACGUCCAGUGGUUCAGGGGGACAGGGCCAGGCCGGGAGUUAAUCUACAGUUUCAAAGGAGGCCACUUCCCCCAAGUAGAAAAUGUUGGAGACACCACAAAGAGAAACAACACGGACUAUUCCAUCCGCAUCAGUAACAUCACUCCAGCAGACACUGGUAUCUACUACUGUGUGAAGUUCCAGAAAGGGAAACCUGAUGACGUGGAGUUUAAGUCUGGACCAGGCACCCAGCUCACCGUGAGUGCCAAACCCUCUCCCCCCGUGGUAUCGGGCCCCACGGCAAGGGUCCCACCUGAGCAGACAGUGAGUUUCACCUGCGAGUCCCACGGCUUCUCCCCCAGACACAUCACUCUGAAGUGGUUCAAAAAUGGGAAUGAGCUCUUAGCGUCCCAGACCAACGUGGACCCAGAGGGAGACAGUGUUUCCUACAGCGUCUCCAGCACAGCCAAGGUGGUGCUGGCCCCGGGGGAUGUUCGCUCCCAGGUCAUCUGCGAGGUGGCCCACAUCACCCUGCAGGGGGGCCCUCCUCUUCGUGGGACAGCCAACUUGUCUGAGACCCUCCAAGUUCCGCCCACCUUGGAGGUUUCCCAACACCCCACGUCAGGGAACCUGGUGAACGUCACCUGCCAGGCGAACAAGUUCUACCCCCGGCACCUAAAGCUGACCUGGUUGGAGAAUGGAAAUGUGUCCCGAACAGAAAUGGCCUCAACACUCAUAGAGAACAAGGAUGGGACCUUUAACUGGACGAGCUGGCUUCUGGUGAACUCUUGUGCCCACAGGAAGGAUGUGGUGCUCACCUGCCAGGUGGAGCAUGACGGGCAGCCGGCGAUCACCAAACAUCAAACCCUGGAGGCCUCUGCCCACCAGAAGGAGCAGGACACAGGUGGAACAGCUGGUGAAGAGCUGUCUACUCUACCUCUGGUAGUCCUCGUCUUAAGCACAAAGCUGCUGCUGGCCAUCGGUGUCUCUUCCUUCUACGUCCACAGGAAGUGGAGGGCCUGACUCUCCUUCCUUCCUUCCCUGCUGUGUGCCACCCCCAAUCUCUGCUGCUCCAUUCAUUCUGUGAGGGGCCCAGCCUCAGAGAAGGAUUCUACCAGAAGCUUCCAUGACUCUGCUCCAAACGCCUCCCCUCCCCAGACACCCGCCUGCUCACACAUUCCUGCUGCUCCUUCUCCCUGUCCUUGAUGCCCCCAGAGCUGGGUCUUCAUACAUGGUCCUGAGCAGGGGACAUGGGACCUAGCUCUGGGGACUGACUCAUGACAUCUUCAUAGAAGGUCAGAAACAAGUCAAAUCUACACACAUUAGGAUA
Diceros bicornis minor is the source of this 1545-nucleotide messenger RNA. RefSeq names its product signal-regulatory protein beta-1-like. Gene Ontology annotation, cellular component: plasma membrane. The record is from RefSeq and is a predicted model, not a curated record. Bases 54 to 1238 code for a protein of 394 amino acids. Lineage: Eukaryota; Metazoa; Chordata; Mammalia; Perissodactyla; Rhinocerotidae. The transcript has 6 exons. Gene Ontology annotation, biological process: positive regulation of phagocytosis; positive regulation of T cell activation.